AUGAAAGCGACCCGCUUCUGCGGCCUGAGUCAGGAUUUAUUUUGGUUGGCGCCCGCCGGAGCCACCUCAGCCGAGAUCCUAGCCGCGCGGCCGAGCGCACUGUUGUGUUCCAAACGAGCGCGGUCCCUCUCCUUGCUGUGUCGCAUUUUGCUCGGCAACCUCGAAGAAGGUCGUCAUCAGAACGCCGAGCCCAAGGCUUCUUUUUCCCCUGCCACCGACACUGGAGUGCGCGAACCUCGAGUUGUAGUGCCUCCAUCUGCUCCCGUUGGUCCACUCGUGGUUGAAAGCGUAACCGAAGACUCUGUCCGACUCUCCUGGAAGCAGCCCCUGAAGGACGGCGGGGAUCCGGUCAGAAACUACCUCGUCGAGUACAGAGAUGUGUCAGCAGCAGAGAUCGCCAAGUUCUCAGUGAGGACACCAGAUGCCCGAACAAGUUUCACGGUAGAAGACCUAAGGACCCGCCACUUCUACGUAUUUCGCAUUAGCGCCGAAAACGAGGCAGGCACAGGAGAAGCUCUCGUCGACAAGAAACCGGUUCGAGUACAAGCAGCCCCAAAAAAGCCCCCGGCACCAGAAUCACCGGUCGUGGUCAUCCAUCCCACCAUGCCUGACGCCUGCAUAGUGACGUGGUCACCACCGUGCGAUGACAUCACCUGGUACAUCGUGGAGCGCUGCGAUCUCGUCGGGGACGUCUGGAUCGUCGUGAGUCAGCAGAAGGAGGCCCAGUUCGUGGCGCAGAACUUGGUCCCGGGCAUCGAGUAUUCUUUUCGGGUCAGCGCCGAGAAUGAGGUCGGCAUGGGGAAGUGGUCCAAGCCAUCGGAGCCCAUAGUCAUCAUCAGAAAAGCUCCUCCAAAGCUAACCGGAUCACCGACGUACAAGGACGGCUUAAUGUUCGACUCCGGAGAAACGGUCCGCGUGAAGCUCUCCUACACCGGACACCCGCCGCCAGAUUUCACCUGGAGAAGGAACGGAGAGAUCGUUGUGUUUGACGGGUCGUCGGCCACCAUGUUGGUGGACAGAGAUGACCAGACUGUUCUUCUGAAGCUGGUGGAUGCCGACCCCAACCACCGGGGAAUGUACACUCUGGAAGCGACGAACGAGCACGGUUCGGAUCAGUUCAGCGUUGCCGUUAUGAUUACAGGUAAGAUGAACAAUGAACUUUGGAUGAAAGCAACCACUGCACACCAGGAACACUGCACUGUCUACGGGCUCAUUGAAGGUGGGCAAUACGCAUUCAGAGUGCGGGCCGUCACCGUCUACGGAACCAGCAAGCCAAGCCAGAGCUCCGAGCCUGUCACCCUUCUACGUCUGGGACCAGAGUCGAGGGCAGAGAGCCUGCCGAUGGAGACUAACUCUACAGAAGCAACAGAAGCCAUCGCCACUGAGCAAGACUUUGCCUCGACAGCCGACGACGCCACCUUGACAGUGACCAAAUACGACAGCGAUGACCAGCGCUCUUCACUCGAUGUCGACGAGUUCCUCAACGAAGAUGCGGCAGCAUCGGAGACUGUGUCUCAGGUGACGGCUCCGGCAGUCAGCGAAUGGAGCGAUUAUGACUCUCUCGUUCCUAGCUCGGUGGUCAAGGUAGAAUCGGGCGACAUUACAGAAGCUGAAUACGACGCAUUGACCAAGCGGGCUAGUCUUGAAAUAUUUGAAAAAUUGGGUCUUAGCGAAGCGGCUGUCGUGCAUGAAGAUAAUGAACCUCACGAGGAGGAAACAUUUGAGACAAUUGGUGUUGUCGUUCCGAGUGACGCAGUUUUACAAAAAGAAGAAAAACUGGAAAGUCUAGUCCGCGAGCAUUCUUUUGGAAUCGUGCCCUUCGUAAGCGACGCGAGCUUUGACUUAUUGCAAGAGGAACCCCGCUACGAAAGUGGAACCACCAGUUACGUGCCGCUGACAGUCAGCUGUGUCUUGACGAUUACCAGUUGGCAUUUAGCCGAAGAGUCAUCUACAGAACCCGCCCCGACAUCACAGCACCCUCUGCCGAUUCUCCUGGUAUCCCAUAUAUUUUCGCUGGUCGUGUUCUCGCAGCCACUUCUUCUGGAUCAGACGCAAAACAUGCCCCCUAGAAAAGUCCCAGACGGGAUUAUUGUGAAGUUAGUCACGCAGGCAGAGUACAGAAUGUACAAAAACUUGCUACCAGAAUCUUCCUUCUUGAUCAUUGACGUCGAGCACCCUUUGUUAGUGCUGGCUCCACCCUUACAACUAGAGUCCACGAGUCAUUUCUCAGAUCCCGACAAACUCAUUCCAAUCGCUGGACGGUUCACGCUGAGCGAAAGCCUACCUGUUCCACUAAAUUACGUAAUCGAUACCCUACUUUGUGAGGGAAAAUUGAGAAGACCAGAACGGCCUUCUACCGAUUACUGUUCGGUUGGAUAUGUUCGAAGCGCUGCAGAGCCGACUGCUAUUGUAACAACAGUCCAACCAGAAGGAGUGGUGCUUAGUGUAACCAAGCCUGACACCCCUACAAAGCUAAGCGAAGUGGAAACGGACGAAUCUUUCGUUGAAGAUAUGCUCGAAGCGCCGUACGCGAAACAACGCGACCUUCUUUCCGCCUCACCGUCCGACUCGGGGCUUGACUCAAGUAUUAGCCUUCCCGGUACCCAGUGGAGGCCUCAAGGACCGCUGGGUCUUAGGACAGAAGACCGAAGAUUCUACUAUUAUCCUGACGCACAGUAUUACAAGACUCAAGCCAGACUCAAGGAGUUUGACAUGCGCACCAGGCGACCUUACUCAAGAAGGAUAACGUCGCUGUCCAAGACCAUCGAAAGCGACUAUUCGCACAGGAAGUCGAACAUGGACAGGCUAGCCAAGAAGAUUUCCUCCGAGAUGUCCAGUCUGGAGAGGGAUCUCGAACUGUUGCAUUCCAUGCAGAGCAUGUUACGGCGGGAGCUGAAGACAAGGGAGAAGCCUACAGGGGAACAAACCAACGGCAAGACUUCGAACGGCAGAAAAUCUGAAGGAUCGCCGGAAACAACUCGUGCAAGGCCUUAUCCGGACGCGAGUUCGCGCCCGUACCUCAGUCGUCGGUUGUCGAGAAGUGACUCCGAGUCCGACGAACCCAUGGCGCAACUGCCACGUCCCAAGCCGGUGCCGAAAGGAGAGGCUCCGCGUUUCAUCACUCGCCUCGAGAAUAGGAUUGCACCGAGUGGGUACAGGGUUAAGCUGCAUUGCACCGUGGUCGGUGAUCCGACCCCUCAGGUCACGUGGCUGAAGAACGGCGUCAAGGUUUCCUUGGAGAACAGACAGAUAUCAAUCAACCAUCAAGACUACGGCCUAUGCAGCUUGGAAAUCUUUAACCUUAAAACUGCAGACACGGGAGAGUAUACUUGCACCGCCACAAACGCCUACGGGGAAGCAACGACAAGUGCUUACCUGCGAGUUACAGGUGAAAGGGAUCUGACGCCCGAAGAACCGAAGUUUGAAUCUUGCGCCCCUGACCUCACUGUUCGGGCUGGAGGAAAAGCUGUCUUUUCGUGGAAAGCCAGCGGUUCUCCUCUUCCGACCCUUAAAGUGACGAAGGACUCAAAGCCGCUUAGGACUAACUUGACAACGGAUGUGAUCAUCAGUAGGGACGGCAUCUGCCGGGUCUGCCUUCAGAAGGUGUCGCCCGCCGAUGCCGGAGUCUACACGUGUACCGCCGAAAACGACUCUGGAACGGCUGCUUCCACCAGCAUCCUUGAGAUUGCUGGCCUGGAGGAAGGCAGCAGCGACUUCCAAGAAGAACGACGCCGACUCGAGAAAAUUCAUGUUGACGACAGACGAAAUGCAUCAGAGGCCGUUGAAAGAGCGUCAAGGUUGGCCGAUCCCCCGUAUGUCUUAUCUCCUGAAGAAAACAAAGACGAUUACUACAAGUCACGAAGAAAUUUCAGGACUUAUGGCAUGCUGGGAUUGAACUACUUGGAAGAUGUCCCUAGGACGAGUUAUGAGCCACGCAGUGUGCCGGGCCCUCCUCUCGAUCCUGUUGUGACCGAGAGCGGUCCAACGUCGGCCACACUGGCCUGGACGAAACCCAUCAGCAACGGCGGCCACCCCAUAACAGGAUACCGAAUUCAGUACAGGGAGGUACCGUCCAAGCAGUGGCGCGACAAGGCGACAUCGAGAAUAUGCGUAUGUGAUAUCUACGGCCUCAAACCACAGACCGAGUAUGUCUUUCAAGUCAGCGCAGGGAACAAGAAUGGCUGGGGUCAGCCAGUGGUCGCCGUUCCUGAGCUCAAGAACUGGCGCUUUUUCUUGUGAUCUCGCUCUGUUUAAUAAUUUCAUUGAAGGCAUUUCAUACGUAGAAACG
Ixodes scapularis (black-legged tick) is the source of this 4288-nucleotide messenger RNA. RefSeq names its product twitchin. The record is from RefSeq and is a predicted model, not a curated record. NCBI's taxonomy places the organism in Eukaryota, Metazoa, Arthropoda, Arachnida, Ixodida, Ixodidae. The transcript has 14 exons. Gene Ontology annotation, molecular function: protein binding. Bases 1 to 4239 code for a protein of 1412 amino acids.